This is a messenger RNA of Durusdinium trenchii, 1593 nucleotides long. NCBI's taxonomy places the organism in Eukaryota, Dinophyceae, Suessiales, Symbiodiniaceae. The record is from the annotation of a GenBank genome assembly.
AGCGUGGGCUCAGAGCAGGAGAGGUGGACAUAGGAUUUCUGGCCGUUUGGCCUAUUUGGCCUAAACGACAUGAACUGUGGCGGUUGCUUCGCCGCCUUCUUUGGACAGGAUAUCCCCAAGGCUUUGCCGGAUGACAAGAAGCCGGGCGGCAGUCCCUCGUCCAAGGGUGGUGGCCAAGGCUCUGUCCGAGACCAUUACAUCACCGAGAACAAAGCGCUCGGUGCCGGCUCCUAUGGCACAGUCUGUAAGGCCAAGCAUAAGAAAACUGGGUCUGUGCGCGCGCUGAAGACGAUCUGCAAGACAGCGGGAGGUUCCAGCUCGAAGGUUCUGGAGCGCUUCUACUGUGAGAUCGACAUCAUGAAGCGCUUGGACCAUCCUGGUAUCAUCAAGCUCUAUGAGACAUUUGAGGACAAGCGAAACCUCUACUUGAUCAUGGAGAUGUGUUCAGGUGGUGAGCUCUUCGACCGCAUCGUGGAGGCGGGGCAUUUCACCGAGUCCCAGGCCGCCAUCGUCAUGAAGCAGAUGAUUAGUGCCAUCUACUACCUGCACAUCAACAAAAUUUGCCAUCGUGACCUGAAGCCUGAGAACUUUUUGUUUCAUACGAAGGAGAAGAUCGAGACAAAUCUCCUGAAACUGAUCGACUUCGGUCUCGCGACGGAUUUUAAGCCCAACGAAGCCAUGAAGACGAAGUCUGGAACUCCAUACUAUGUGGCACCGCAAGUCCUAGCAGGGAGCUACAAUGAGCUUUGUGACAUUUGGAGCUGCGGGGUCAUCAUGUAUGUGCUGCUUUGUGGCUACCCUCCAUUCCUGGCAGACACAGAUCCCCAGGUUUUGGCAUUGGUCCGAAGGGGGCAUUUCACCUUCCCAGCAGAGGACUGGAGCCAGGUGUCAGAUGAUGCCAAAAACCUUAUCACCAAGUUGCUCGCCAUGAAGCCUGCAGAGCGCUUCACGGCUGAGCAGGCCUUGAACCACAUCUGGAUCAAGGAGAAAGCCCCGCACUCCAGGAAAGAGCCGCUGAACACCACCUCAGUCAGCAACCUGAAGAACUUUAGAUCUACCAACAGGUUCAAGAAGAUGGCCCUGCAGGUCAUCGCGACUCAGCUGAGCGAAGAUAAGAUUGAGAACUUGCGGAAGCAGUUCCUUGCUCUUGAUAGCAACGGGGAUGGCAUGCUCAGCAUCAAGGAAAUCAGUGAUGGCCUGAAAGCGGCAGGAAUGAAGGACAAUGAUUUGAAGCAUAUCUUGGCGGGAGUGGACUUUGAUGGGAGUGGGAGCAUUGAAUACAAGGAGUUUUUGGCGGCCACUCUCGACAAGAAGCAUUACCUGCAGGAGGAUGCUCUCUGGUCAGCAUUCUGCGUCUUUGACCGGAAUGGCGAUGGGAAGAUCUGUAUGGAUGAGCUGAGACACGUGCUGCAAGACAAUAGUGUCGGUGAUCUCAUACCAGGAAAGCAAUCAGUUGAAGAGAUCAUGAAAGAGAUCGACGUGGACGGCUCUGGUGAGAUCGAGUUUGACGAGUUUGUGCAGAUGAUGAGGAAAAGCUGAGGGGUGGGUGACACUCUUGGUGUGAUUUUGCAAGCCCGUUAGAGUGAGCCCAUC